Rhododendron vialii is the source of this 1251-nucleotide messenger RNA. RefSeq lists its product as uncharacterized. Lineage: Eukaryota; Viridiplantae; Streptophyta; Magnoliopsida; Ericales; Ericaceae. The transcript is spliced from 3 exons. The coding region runs from base 178 to 1251 and encodes 357 amino acids. The record is from RefSeq and is a predicted model, not a curated record.
AAGCAGAAGAAGAAGCAAAAGCAAGUAUCAGAGAUAGAAGCUGCAAAAGAUUUGGCACGUCUUCUGACAUUGUACACCAUUGGAACACUGUUUUUCCCAACAACAGGUCCAAACCUGAAUUGGUCCUACCUGAAGCUUGUUGAGGAUUUGGAAAAUAGUGCAAAUUACAAUUGGUCAAUGUUCAUCACCAAUAAUCUUGUUAACGAACUCAACUCCAAGAAUCCGGCGAUUGUUGGUGGUUGCACCACUGCACUCCUGUACUGGCUUUGUGAACAUACCCACAUUAUGGAACCAGCUCAACAAACUUUUCCAAGAUUUAUGAAAUGGAAAAUGAAUGAGCUUGCUGCUAAACUGUUGGAGGCACCACUGAGCAGCCUUCCAGAGGGAAUGGUCAAACAGGAAGAAUUGGAGCUAACUGAACAGGAGAGAGGGUUGUUUGCAGCUCUAGUCUUGCAUGAACAAAAAGGUACACACAAAGAACCCGAAGCCAAAGAGAAAAACCUUACGGACCAAGAGCCUUUAACCCAAGAAGAAAACCCUCAAGAAGAGAACCAGGAUGUUAAGAAUUUGAUUUUAGAGCUUGAACAACGAAUUAAGGUGCUUGAAGAAGAGAACAAUGUCAUGAAAGUUGAAAUUGAAGAUAGGGACAAGAAGAUCCAAGAAAGGGAUCUGUUGAUUGUUGAGUUACGCCAGAAUGUAGAAUCCCUUCAACAUGAGCUUUCAGGUUAUAGAAAACAAAAUGCAGAUUAUACAGAUAUUGAAAAAGAAACUUGUAGUCUGCAUGUUGAGGUGGAGAUGUUGAAGGAAGACAUAAUCGAAAAUGGGGUUGAAAUAGGCGGGUUGUAUGUUGAGAAGGACAUAGCGGAACAAAAAAUUGAAGAGGUGACAGAAGAGUUGCAUGACAUUGCAGCACAUUGUGUUUCCCAACAUUACAAAGAUCAGAAGAUAAUUGAAGAGUUGCAAAAACAAAAAAAUAGCUUGUCUGAACAAAAACAAAGCGAGAAUGUGCACCAUCAUGAAUCUCCAAUUCAUGAUGAAGAAGUGACUGAGGAAGAAAUAGACCAAAUGAUCAAGUCCACAAUCUCAAGCAUUCAAGCAGAACCACAACAAACAACGAAGAAGAGAUUGAGGAAAGGUCAUACUGUGGACCCAUCGUCGUUGACAAAGAGAGUGAGUAAGAGGGAAGAUAAGAAAGAGAAGAACAUGGAGGAUUUUCAAGUCUAUAGGAGGAAGAAAAGCACAGAGAAAUAA